UAUAAUAACUGCUUUGUACUAUAAUGGACCCUAAUAUAAAAAAAAAGAGAACAAAUGUAGUACAAGUAUACAAACUCGAAAAGAAAGCAUGCAGUAAAAGUUUAGAAAGUCAAUAGAAAGUUUGCACGGAAGUCAACAUUAUUCAACCAACUACCUACGAAUCGAAACUACUUAUUUGCAAGCUUAUUCUCUACUUUCACAUCCCCAUAAUACUUUGCUUCUUUGAGGGGUAACCAGAGGGUAAAAACCCACUUAUUUUGCUGAAGGCUGAUCAGACAAUGUUGACAAUACCUUGUUUGGUAUCCAAAACUAAAAUGAAGAAGUAAGAAACAGAAAAAGAUAGAAGCUUGAAGACGCUUAAGGUAAAUUUWAAAAWUUUUUUCGUAAGUCAAUACAUUUUCUAUAAGACGAAAACUCUUGACACGCAAAAAUAACUUGGAAUAAACUGAUAAUCAGUGUUGUACAGAUAGAAGCAGGUAUAGUAUAAAUUCAAUUAAGAAACCUUUCAAUUUGGGACAGUUUUUUGGAUGGUUACCCCCCAAAGAUGCGAGGCAUUAUGGGGAUAUGAAAGUAGAGAAUACAUGCAAGUUUCGUUAUUCGAUUCAUAGUAUACCCGAUUCACAAAGUACAUCACGAGCAUACGACUGUAUUUUUCAAGAUGACUACGGUGCAGCACAUGUUAUUUGUUCUUCUUCUGCAAUUUGCGUGUUUGGAAUCGUUCGAUGCAAAACAAUCGAUACGUUCGAUGAAGCAUACGAAUGGCUCUCACCCAUGCCCUCAACCAACCGUGGGAAACUGUUCCUGUGAGUGGACUGGACCCUACGUCAAGGUCACGUGUGUUGGGCUCGACACCGUGCCAGAGAAAGUACCAGAAAGUGCAUUAUACAUAACAUUUUUCAACGGAACCAUCAAAGAAAUUCCCCAGAACUUUUUUCUAUCCUUCAAGAACCUCAUUACUCUAAACCUCAAGGAAAACAAAAUAUCAAACAAGUUUAAACUUCCAAAAAGCUUGUUCAACUUGUUCCUAGAUAAUAAUUGCCUAAACGCAUCUACUAUUUUUGGAAUGUUUGAUGGUCUUACCAGACUACGAGCCCUUCAUUUGUCAUGGAACCCACUGGGGGAAAAACUCGUCCCUGGCACAUUUUCUAGCGUUAAAAAUGUGAUUGAAUUAACUUUGGCGAACUGCUUGCUGGAAGAUGUUGGAGAAAAUAUGUUUUUAGGACUCACCAAUUUAAGAACGUUGAAGAUAUUUGGAAACAAAAUCAGGACCUUGAAAAGGGGGGCAUUUCGUGGAAUCAGUUGUCCAAAAGGAGAAACAUCACUAACGCUGAAACUUGUUGACAAUUUGAUUUCUCACAUCGAAGACGGCGCUUUUGAAGGCGUUCAUGGCCUCUUUCGACUGUCUCUAGAUGGGAAUCAGUUAUCCUCCUUCCCUAACCUAACAGGAUUUCCAAAAUUCAGUGAUUUGACUUUGAGUCAAAACAACAUCGUAGAUGCCUCUUCGCUUACGCAUUCUGGAAUCAAACAAUUAGAAAACCUAUUGCUCAACAACAACCAAAUUUCAGUGAUUCCUGAGGAUUUAUUCAAACACAUUAUUAUCCGAACUUUGGAUCUUUCAAGCAACAGAAUCAAGGAAAUCCCCCCUCGAUUUCUCGAAAAUCCAAAAACACCUCAGAUUAUAAAUAAUUUAUAUUUGUACGACAACGAAAUCGAGUUUGUUCACAGUGAAAGUUUUGCAGGUUUACCAAACCUCAAGACAUUGCCACCUCCUAUUACAAAUAUCAAAGCCUUAAUGAGGAUUUUGUAA
This is a messenger RNA of Actinia tenebrosa (Australian red waratah sea anemone), 1807 nucleotides long. RefSeq lists its product as uncharacterized. The record is from RefSeq and is a predicted model, not a curated record. Gene Ontology annotation, molecular function: protein binding. Lineage: Eukaryota; Metazoa; Cnidaria; Anthozoa; Actiniaria; Actiniidae. Gene Ontology annotation, cellular component: extracellular matrix.